Messenger RNA from Annulohypoxylon truncatum, 1671 nucleotides. Its product is annotated as vera protein. The coding region runs from base 1 to 1671 and encodes 556 amino acids. The record is from RefSeq and is a predicted model, not a curated record. NCBI's taxonomy places the organism in Eukaryota, Fungi, Ascomycota, Sordariomycetes, Xylariales, Hypoxylaceae. The transcript is spliced from 5 exons. Gene Ontology annotation, molecular function: monooxygenase activity; heme binding; iron ion binding.
AUGCUUUCUGCAGCUGACUCCCCCUUUUCCAGCAUCAUCGUGACUAUUCUAGCGAUUUCAGGGGCUUGGAUUUUACGAAAUGCCUAUAUCAAUCGGUCUAGAGUUAGGUCGUUGAGGGCCAAAGGAAUUCCUAUUGCGUCUCAUUCACUCAUAUUCGGCCAUUUGCGCAUUCUUUUCGAUUACGUACGAGCCCACCCUCCAGAUGCGUCGAUCUAUAUUCUUCAUGACUGGCUGGCGGAGAACUAUAGUCGUUAUUUCUUCGAGCCCCUGAAUGGAGUUCCGCCCGUGGUAUACUUGGAUCUGUGGCCAGUGGCGCCCGCAUUCGCCCUAGUGUACGAUGCAGUCGCCGCGACGCAAUUCACGCGAGUCAAUAAUCUCCCCAAGUUCGUUGCGGCCGACGAAUAUAUCCGGCCUUUGACGUCUAACUUGGACAUCAUCACAGCAAAGAGUCAGCUCUGGAAGUCAUGGAGAACACGCUUAAACCCCGGGUUCAGCUCGCGCAACAUCUUGGCCCUACUUCCUAACUUGAUUGAAGAGGUGUCCGUCUUUGUCGACGUACUCCAAGGCUUGAGUGGAGGUGCCAACGAAUGGGGUCCAGUAUUUCCUCUUCUCGAGAGAACUAUGAAUUUGACAUUCGACAUCAUAUGCAGAGCGACUCUGCUCCAUGAACAGACCAAUGAGUCUAGUAGCCCGCUCAAGAUCGCAUUAUUUGAUCAGAUUCGACUAAUGUCACAGGCUGGCAUUCGCCGCUGGAUGCCAUCAUAUUGGGUUUCAGUGGCAAAAAAUAAUCAGGCCCUACGAAAACAGAUACAUCCCCACAUUGUAUCAAAGCUUCAACAAGAUCCCAGUUCAAGCAAAGCCUUGACGAUUAUAGACUUAGCUAUAAAACACGAUAAAGAUAAAGUAGAUGGCCCCUUUGAAGUUCCGCCAUCUGUCUCUGACGAUGCAACUUUCAUCGAAACACUCAUCAGCAAUGUAAAGGCUUUCCUUUUUGCUGGUCAUGACACAACCGCCUCGACCAUCUGUUUUAUGAUGAAAUGUCUCCAAGAUAAUCCCACCUGCCUUGCGAAUCUCCGUUCUGAGCACGACACGGUAGUGGGCCUCGACCCUCUCAGGGCAGCAAGUGUUCUCAAGGAAGACCCUCAUCUCCUUAACGAACUACCAUAUACAAUCGGAGUGAUUAAGGAGACUCUAAGACUCUACCCUAUCGCAGCCACAAUACGCCAGGGUACUCCCGGAUCGUAUAUCACCGCUUCUGGGUCUACGAUCCGAUACCCCUUAGAGGGAUUCGCGCCGUGGGUCGCGAUUUCGAGAAUCCAGAGGGAUCCUAGCUACUGGGUGCGUCCGAACGAGUUUCUUCCAGAGAGGUGGGCUGUAGGCGAAGACAACCCAUUGUAUCCAUCUAAAGACGCCUGGAUACCAUUUUCUCUGGCGCCUCGCAACUGCAUAGGCAUGCAACUAGCCAUAGUGGAGCUCGAGCUCGUAUGUGUCCUCACAGCUCGAAGGUUUGACAUCCGUGAGGCUUGGGAAGAGUGGGACAAGAAACUGGGUGUUAAGGCUACACCAACACAUAUGGUCAAUGGUCACAGACUUUACGCUGCCGGAGUUGGUCCAGUGCGCCCAAAGGAUGGAAUGGCCGUCCAAGUAAGAGAUAGGUAUAUUUCCACUUAG